AUGGAAAUUAAUAAAUCUACCAAGUCAUUAUAUGUGACAAAAUGCAUUGACAAGUCAUGCAAUUGGGCAGUGCGUGCAGCAAAAGUUACCAACUCAGAGCGUUUCUCAAUACGAACUUAUUGUAACACUCACACUUGUUCCCUUAUUAGCCGAAAAAGAAAGCAUCGUCAAGCAAGUGCUGCAGUAGUUGCUAAUGUCGUGAGGUCAAGUUUCGAUGGUCAAAAAGAGACACCGAAGCCAAAAGCAAUAAUGACGAUUAUGCAGAACAAUCACAUGCCAAUAACAUAUUGGAAAGCUUGGAAGGGGAAAAAACUUGCAAACAACCUUCUUAGAGGUUCACUUGAAUUAAGUUUUCAAAAUCUUCCAGCUUACUUAUACAUGGUUCGAAAGAUGAAUCCAGGUACGAUCACGCAUUUGGAGGUGGAUGAAGAUUCUAAAUUCAAAUAUGUUUUCCUAGCAUAUGGAGCAUGCAUCAAAGGAUUUCGUUGCAUGAGAAAGGUUAUUGCGGUGGAUGGGACUUGGUUGAAGACCAAGUACAAAGGUGUAAUGCUCAUUGCAACAGCACAAGAUGGUAAUUUUCAUCAAUAUCCUAUUGCUUGGGCUGUGGUUGAUUCAGAGAAUGAUGCUUCAUGGUCAUGGUUCCUUACAAAGUUACAAGAACUUAUACCAGAUGAUAGUGAUUUAGUCUUUAUUUCAGAUAGAAAUCAAAGCAUCAUCAAUGGGGUGUCAAAGAUUUAUAGGAAGUCACAACAUGGGCAUUGUAGGUGGCAUCUGUCUCAGAAUAUUAAAGCACAUGUCAGAGUUAAAGGUGUCAUAAAAUUAUUCGAAGAAACUGCCAAUGCCUAUAAAGUUUCCGAUUUCAACAAACUCUAUGAUGAAUUGAAGAAUAGAUAUCCCGUAGCAGUGAAGUAUCUUGAAGAAUCAAAUCUCACACUUAAUAAAUGGGCGAGAUCUCACUUUACAGGCUGUCGGUACAAUAUUAUGACUACGAAUGGUGCAGAAUCUAUUAAUGCAGCACUGAGGGAACCUAGAGAGUACCCUAUCAUUGCGUUGUUGGAGGCUAUGCAGGCAAAAGUCUCUGAGUGGUUCAACAAUCGCCGCAAUAUUGUGGCAUCUAUCAAUACAAAGUGUACACCUUUAACUCCAAAGGCAGAGAAUAUUAUUCGAAAAAGAUUCAAGAAAGCAUCGGAAAUGAAUGUGAAACAACUUAACCGAUUUGAGUAUGAGGUUAUAGGUAAAGAAAAUGAUGCCAUAAUUGAUUUAGGUCAAAGACAAUGCUCAUGUCGUGUCUUUGACCUUGAUCAACUUCCAUGUGUGCAUGCAUUAGCAUCAUAUGAGCAAGCUGGAAUAGAAGUGUAUGAUUUGUGCUCUAAUUAUUAUAAGUUGGAAACUUGGGCGUUGGCUUAUGUUGAUACCAUUUAUCCAGUCCCUCAACAAGAAGAUUGGGAUAUCAAUGAAGUUGAAGUAUUGCCGAAGGUAUUGCCUCCAAAUGUCCCAAUCAAGCGUGGUAGAGCAAAAUUGAAAAGAUUCCCAUCAGUUGGUGAGGGAAAAAAAUGGAUAAAAAGGUGUGGUUUAUGCGGGCAGCCUGGUCACUCCAAAAAAACAUGCCCCUUACGAGCCACAACUUCUAAAUUGUAA
Molecule: messenger RNA, 1638 nt
Organism: Humulus lupulus (European hop)
Lineage: Eukaryota; Viridiplantae; Streptophyta; Magnoliopsida; Rosales; Cannabaceae
Exons: 1
Coding region: 1-1638 (545 amino acids)
Molecular function (GO): nucleic acid binding; zinc ion binding
Source: RefSeq, a predicted model, not a curated record